This is a messenger RNA of Trichoderma breve, 726 nucleotides long. RefSeq names its product alpha/beta hydrolase fold domain-containing protein. Gene Ontology annotation, biological process: epoxide metabolic process. The coding region runs from base 1 to 726 and encodes 241 amino acids. The transcript has 4 exons. Gene Ontology annotation, molecular function: epoxide hydrolase activity. Lineage: Eukaryota; Fungi; Ascomycota; Sordariomycetes; Hypocreales; Hypocreaceae. The record is from RefSeq and is a predicted model, not a curated record.
AUGCUUAGCUCGGGGCCAAGCCAAACCGAAGCAUGGACUCAUGGAGACGCAGCACGCGUGAUCAACAAAGCAGUCAAGGCUCUCGGUUUUAGCCGUUAUGCUGUACAAGGAGGAGAUGUUGGAUCUCUAAUCGCUUCGACCCUGGCCGCAAACUAUUAUGACUCGGUCGCAGCCAUCCAUCUCAAUCUGUUGCCAAGUCUGGACAGGGUCAGCGCCGAUGACUCCUCGUUAUCCAACACGGAAAAAACCGCCAUCGUUCGUGCAGAACAGAGGUUCUUAACCCCAACAAUAGGGGCCGCUAUGCUGCAGAGCACAAGGCCUGCCACAAUUGGGGCCAUGGUUUCGUCCAGUCCCCUCGCUCUAUUGGCGUGGAUUGGCGAGAAAUUUCUUGAAUGGCCCGACGACCCAAUUAAUAUUGAUGAGCUUUUAACUAACGUUUUGCUCUAUUGGUUCACUGAGACGAUGCCGCGAUGUAUCUAUACAUAUCGCGGGACGUUCAUCAAUGGGCAUCAAUAUUCAUUUGCACCAUUCAAGCAGCCAUUUGGCUAUUCCUGGUUCCUGCGGGAGCUUGUCCCCGGUCCAAGGAGGAUAGUUGAGAAAAAAGGAAAUCUAGUCUUCUAUCGGCAGCACGAGAAGGGAGGGCACUUUGCAGCUCUUGAGAGACCUGUUGAAUUUCUUCAAGAUGUUGAAGAUUUCAUUGCCGUCGCUUGGCCUCGUAAUGAUUGA